Messenger RNA from Capra hircus (goat), 4216 nucleotides. RefSeq names its product amyloid beta precursor protein binding family B member 1 interacting protein (gene APBB1IP). The transcript is spliced from 14 exons. NCBI's taxonomy places the organism in Eukaryota, Metazoa, Chordata, Mammalia, Artiodactyla, Bovidae. Gene Ontology annotation, biological process: signal transduction. Gene Ontology annotation, cellular component: cytosol; plasma membrane. Bases 304 to 2295 code for a protein of 663 amino acids. The record is from RefSeq and is a predicted model, not a curated record.
UGCGCGGAGGCACCGAGCCUUCGAGUCGGAAAAAGCAGCCCCGGGGCUUCAGGCGUCUGUAUCCGCGUCCGUGGGUGUGUUUCCCACCAGGCGCCCUCCUCGCACCUCGAUGCGGAGCCGCGCGCCGAGCGCCCCACGUCUGCGUGCCGCGAGGGCCGGCCCGGGCUGACACCACUUCCUCCCCAGCCGCCGACCCGAGCCAGGCUGCAGCCCCCGCUCCGCGAAGCCUCCCGGCCGCCGCCCCGAAGCUGCCCGGUGCACGAGUCUCCGCCGAGUGCCUGCGCGCCCCGAGCAGCCGUCGAGAUGGGUGAGUCAAACGAAGAUAUAGAGCAAAUGUUCAGCAAUUUGCUGGGAGAGAUGGAUCUCCUGACUCAGAGUUUAGGAGUCGACAUUCUUCCUCCUCCAGAUCCUAAACCGCCCAGAGUUGAAUUUAACUACAGUGUGGGGUUUAAGGAUUUAAAUGAGUCCUUAAAUGCACUGGAAGACCAAGAUUUAGAUGCUCUCAUGGCGGAUCUGGUAGCAGACAUAAGUGAAGCUGAGCAGAGGACAAUCCAGGCCCAGAAAGAGACCCCUCAAAAGCAACCUCAUUCAGCAUCCCUGUGUGUGCCAAGUUUCAGUGGUUCAACCUCUCUUGGUUAUGGAACAAAUGUUGCUGCAACGAGUCAGUAUGAUGAUGACUUACCACCUCCACCAGCUGAUCCAGUGUUAGACCUUCCGCUGCCACCACCCCCUCCAGGACCCAUCUCUCAGGAAGAAGAAGAAGCUCAAGCCAAGGCUGAUAAAAUAAAACUGGCAUUGGAAAAACUGAAGGAGGCCAAGGUCAAGAAGCUUGUUGUCAAGAUACAUAUGAAUGAUAACAGCUCAAAGUCACUGAUGGUGGAUGAGCGGCAGUUAGCCCGAGAUGUUCUCGACAACCUUUUUGAGAAAACCCACUGUGACUGUAAUGUGGAUUGGUGUCUUUAUGAAAUAUAUCCAGAACUGCAAAUCGAAAGGUUUUUUGAAGACCAUGAAAAUGUUGUUGAAAUCUUAUCAGACUGGACAAGAGACACAGAAAAUAAACUGUUAUUUUUGGAGAAAAAGGAAAAAUAUGCUGUAUUUAAAAACCCCCAGAAUUUUUACCUGGAUAACAAAGGAAAAAAAGAAAACAAGGAAACAAAUGAGAAAAUGAAUGCGAAGAACAAGGAAUCCUUGCUUGAGGAGAGUUUCUGUGGAACAUCCGUCAUUGUGCCAGAACUUGAGGGAGCUCUUUAUUUGAAAGAAGAUGGGAAGAAAUCAUGGAAAAGGCGCUAUUUUCUUUUACGAGCUUCUGGAAUUUAUUAUGUCCCCAAAGGAAAGACUAAGACAUCUCGAGAUCUGGCCUGUUUUAUACAGUUUGAAAAUGUCAACAUUUACUAUGGGAUUCAGUGUAAAAUGAAAUACAAAGCACCCACUGACUACUGCUUUGUUUUAAAGCAUCCCCAGAUUCAGAAGGAGUCCCAGUAUAUCAAGUAUCUGUGCUGUGAUGAUGCCAGAGCGCUAAGCCAGUGGGUCACGGGAAUCAGGAUUGCCAAGUAUGGAAAGACGCUCUAUGAUAACUAUCAGCGGGCCACGGCCAAGGCAGGGCUUGCCUCUCGGUGGACAAACCUGGGCACAGUCAACGCAGUGCCACCAGCCCCGCCUUCCACAGGAGUUAAAACAGACCCCACCCAAGCCAAUGGUCAGCUCCCCCAGGCAACACAGUCUAUGAAUACUGCUCUCGGAGAAGACUGGAGACACCCUGAAACAACUAAGGACAAGAAGCCCGGCCCCAGCCUCGGCAGCCACGAUCCCGGAGCGCCCAGGGCCCAGCCCCUUCCCAAAUCCAGCCUGCCUCCGCCCCCUCCUCCCGUGCGCCGGUCCUCGGAUGUGGGCGGUGGCAGCCCGGGGACGCCCCCCAAGGCCAAGGGCGCGGCCGCUCGCUUCCCUGCUCCGCCCGACGACCUUCUGCCGCCGCCGCCGCCGCCGCCGCCGCCGCCCGUGGAGGACGACGAACUCCCCCCGCCACCCCCUGACUUUAACGACACGCCGCCAGACUUCGUGCCUCCCCCGCCGCCGUCGUUUGCGGGGGAUUUGGGGUUCCCUCUGCCGCCACCGCCGCCACCCCCACCCGCCCUCGCCCCCGAAUCCGUGAGGACGCCCCCGAUGACCGUCAAAAGGCCGCCGCCUCCGCCUAAGAGGCAGGAAAACCCAGGACCACCGGGCGGGGGAGGCGGGGAGCAAGAUUUCAUGUCGGAUCUCAUGAAGGCUUUGCAGAAGAAGAGAGGCAACGUGUCCUAAAGGGAAGCUUAGAAAUACCUUUGGGUGAUGGGCGUAACAUGGUUAACCUGAAAUGCAUUUUUGCUACUUUGAUUCCAUGACUUCAUUUUAGAUCCAGUAUUCAGAUUAGAAAUGCAAAUAGAAACUUCUCCCUAUUGCUCAAGUACAUUAGUAAUCCUUAACCUACACAGAAUUGAGACUGUCUGAGUGAAUGUAUCCAUAUUUUCAGUGUAUUUCCAUUUCGAUAGAUUUUUGUUUUCCCUUCCCAGUUUUUGUUACUAUGUUCCGAACCAUCAAAUUAAUAAAAGUUUAAAAUGGUUUAUCUGAAAAUGGUAUUUCUAGAAAUAUCAGUAUAAAUCUAGCGCAAUAUCAAUCCUGUUUUAUAAUAUAUACUUGACCUUUUACAAAUCCUAGGCCUUCUAAAGUCUUGUUGAUCUUUGAAAUAUGUUCCAUCUCUGUCUCAGUAACCUCCAGAAUUUUCAGAAAAGUUGAAAGAGGAGAAAAAAAAUCAGGAGAUGUAGAGUGAAUUUAGUUUCUUUGAGAUUUCAUUGUUUGGUUGAAGUCCCGGACAUACCCUAACUUGGUUUUGGUCUUCUAGUGGCUGAAUAAGAUAGUAAUUGGUUGAAGGGGAAGCUUUUAAGAUAGUUUUUGGAUUCUCUGUUAUUAUACUAUUAUUUGCUAUAAGUUGUUAUGAUGCUAUAAAUUGCUAUAAAAAUUUAGAGACAGGAAAAGGCUAUCAUAUUCUUCAAUGUGGAAUGUUUUCCCUCAGAUAAACUUAAUGCUGUUUUAACAACCAAUUUAUCCUAAGUUCCUGUUACCCUUAUCUCCUCUUUCUAAUUGGCUGAGAAACCUUUUCGAUUUUUUGUUUUAUUUCCAUGGUUCUAUUUUCUUUUUAAAUGUAAAAUACCUCAAAAUCUUCUUAAAGUGGGUAGAGAAUAAUAAUUGUGUUAUUUUCUACUUAAGGAAGAUGAUUAACCUGAUAUUUUAAUAUUUGGAUAAAAGUUAGCUCUAAAUUGACAUAUAAGACAAAAAGCAAAUUCAGAUUUUAAAACCAAAAUAUUUAAUCAUUAAACCUGAUAAGGUGCACUCAAUUUUUCCUAAACACUGGGACCAAUGGCCAUGGAAAGGAAGGGCUCAGAGAGCAGGACUGAGAAAGGGAGAGGGAGAGAGGUGUUUAUUAACGGGCUUCAGUGGAGACCCCCAAAACUCAAACAUGUAGAAAUAUAAAAAUGCAAACUUUAAAAUGUUCUUGAGUUUUAGCAUUAGAUGAUAUAUAUUAAAAAAAAAACUACAGAAAAGAUUUAGCUGAUUUUGUGGUCAAAAUAUUAAGGCAAUUUUAGUGGACCAAAAGGUUGAAUGCACUGUUUCUCUCUAUCCCUGCCUUUGUUACGGGAUAUAAAUGAAAACACUAGGAAGUGGAUGGUCCAGACAGCCCUUGCUUUGCAUAGUUCGGCCUGCACAAGUUCCAAUUAGCACAAUUUAGAUAACACUAGAUCCCCAACAUGGUUCAUAUAUGCUGCCAUAGUAUUUUAACCAGUAAUUAGUUUUAACUAGUAAGUAAUUAUACGGAGUACAAAUUUGCUGUUAGGUUUUCAACCCGUAAAUCACUAUAUAAGUAACAGAUACAUAUUAUGAUCAGUGACAAGUUACAUUCCUUCUUUAACGCCUGUUAGGGAUUGAUCACUGAUUGUUACUCAGUUUAUUCACAGACAGAAAAGUGUCUUAACGUGAUAAAGUAUUAUACAUAUGUGUCAAGUCAUUAAUGUUUGGAGACACAGAAAUAUUCACAGAUUAAGUGAAAUUAUGUCAGAAUUCCUUUAAAAUACUUGGGGAUAUGUAAAUUCUACUUCAGUGAAAACAAUAACUAGAAAUGGAAAGUGUGUAAGGGUAUAAAUGAAGCAAGACUAAUCAUGCAUUGAUAAUAAAUUGGUUGAAUGGUAAA